CCCUGUCCUCCCCCACACAGCCACGAGAACACACCAGCCUCACCACAGCCCCCAGCCCUGUCCUCCUCUACCAUCCACACAGCCACAUGAACACACCAGCCUCACCACAGCCCCCAGCCCUGUCCUCCCCCCACACAGCCACAAGAACACACCAGCCUCCCCUCAGCCCCCCAGCCCUGUCCUCCCCCCACACAGCCACAAGAACAACAGACCGAGGAAGAGGAGGCAGGAGUGGUCAAGAUGGAGGUGUUGACCCACGGCUGCCGAGGAGCCUAUCGGCUUCCACCGUCCGUCCCGAAGGUGGAGACUAAACCAGAGGUCACAGAGAAGUCGAGUGCCGUCCAUUACCCAUCAUGCACCACGGCAAGCUCCGAGCGACCGGCCUUUAGACCCAGCCCCGACACACACGCAUCCUCUCCUCCCCCUCUCUCUCCCUGCCCUCCCUCUCCCUCCCCUCCCUCUCCCUCCCCUCCCUCUCCCUCCCCUCUAAACAUCGUCCCUGAUGAUCCCAUGGCUGGUAUGAUGACGCUGUUGGCUGCCAGUCAGAUGCCCCAGGCUGCCCCCCCUGCCCUACCCACCCUGCCCCAGACAGAGGCCUCCUCGCUGGGGAGAGACGUGGCCAGUCCUGGGUGUCUGGAGGUCUGGGCUCUGGAGGGGAUGACUCUACUCAGCGACAUGGCCUCACUAGAGAUGGAUAGGAUACAGCUGGAGCAGGGUGAGGUGUUGUGUGGUCUUGACCGCCUGUUAGAGGCAGGUAGAAAGGUGUUGCUGGAGGCCAUUGAGAGCCAGUCUCACAUCAACCUCCCCAGACAACUACACCCCAGCAAGACCUACAGCUGGAGGAUGAGGACAGACCCACAAGAGGUACCAGACUGUAGACCUGGGGGGGAUGAGGACAGACCCACAAGAGGUACCAGACUGUAGACCUGGGGGGAUGAGGACAGACCCACAGGAGGUACCAGACUGUAGACCUGGGGGGAUGAGGACAGACCCACAGGAGGUACCAGACUGUAGACCUGGGGGGAUGAGGACAGACCCACAGGAGGUACCAGACUGUAGACCUGGGGGGAUGAGGACAGACCCACAGGAGGUACCAGACUGUAGACCUGGGGGGAUGAGGACAGACCCACAGGAGGUACCAGACUGUAGACCUGGGGGGAUGAGGACAGACCCACAGGAGGUACCAGACUGUAGACCUGGGGGGAUGAGGACAGACCCACAGGAGAUACCAGACUGUAGACCUGGGGG
Molecule: messenger RNA, 1248 nt
Organism: Oncorhynchus keta (chum salmon)
Lineage: Eukaryota; Metazoa; Chordata; Actinopteri; Salmoniformes; Salmonidae
Exons: 4
Coding region: 241-924 (227 amino acids)
Source: RefSeq, a predicted model, not a curated record